GUGACGCCACCUUCGGUCUCUAGGCAACGUGGGGGCUCAAAACUCGCAACCGGGUGGCCGCUACUUGCGGGCCCUGCUCUUCUGGAGCGGGCCCGUGAUCGUUUGGCGCUCGAAGCCAUGAGCCUGCCGCUGCUGCCGGGCCUCGGCUUCAACCGCAAUGUGGGAAAAGAGAAAUUUCAUAAGUCUCAACAUUGGGGCUUUUGCAACAAUGUUGGAAUGCUGCUGAGUGGUGAGAAACCUGGCAUAGGUGGAGAACCGCUUCCGGGACAGAAGAAAAAACCUGCACAUUCUGUCUUUCCUAAAGGAAUUGGAAGUGCUGCACCAGCCUGGGUAGCUUUCGAUAAGCAUGUAUUAUCUUUUGAUGCCUAUUUAGAAGACGAAAUGCCUGAUAAAUUUCAAGAAACAUAUAGAAUACGGUACUAUAAAAUUUACUUCUACCUGGAAGAUGACACGAUUCAAGUUAACGAACCGAGGUUGAAAAAUAGUGGAUUGACGCAAGGAACUGUGAUUCGCCGUCAUCGUAUUUCUCUUCCUCCGCCAGACGAUGACAAAUAUUACACUGUGUACCAUUUCAAUAUUAGCAUAGACCUUGUACUUUAUGGCCGGACAUUUAAGAUUUAUGACUGCGAUCUAUUCACAAAGAACUUUCUGAAGAACAUAGGAGUCAAAUUAAAUCCUCCGAGAAAGCGUCCAGAAGAUCCUUACUUGAAGUUAAGGAAAGAGAAAUGGGAUGUUGUGCAACCUUUUCGUCCCUAUGAAUCUUUUGACACGCUGGGCCAAUUCCUGGAGUAUGAUCGGAAAGUUUUGCGUUUUUUCUGCCUAUGGGAUGAUACGGAUUCACUCUUUGGAGAGCGUAGAGAACUCGUUUUACACUUCUUUCUAGCUGAUGAUACUGUUGAAAUCAAAGAAGUGAUGCCACACAACGCAGGCCGAGACGCCUCAUCAUUGUUCCUCCAGAGGUCAAGGUUACCCAAGUAUGGCCCUCCUGGAAUCUUUCAACCAGGCCAGAGAACCGAUAAAAUAGUUCUCAAUUUAUAUGGUGGCAUGACUGAAAACCGAGUUACUGGCUACUUGAUGGAUAAAUACAAGCUAGAGAAAGUACAGCAAGAAUAUUAUAAGGAUACUGACUUGACCCUAGGAGCUACCAUCAAUGUGUGGGGAAGAAAAGUAAUCCUUUGUGAUUGUGAUGAAUUUACAAAGCUUUAUUAUAAGACUAGAUAUGGAAUUGACAAGUUUGCCUCGAUUCCAUGCAAGCCUCCACCUCCUCCAAAAGUCGAAAGGAAAUUUCCACCUUAUAACGGCUUUGGUUCUGAAGAGGACUCCCUCCGUACCUGCAUAGGUCUAAUUCCCACACCUCAUCAAAGAAACUUUAAGAUGUUCAUGGAAAAAGACAGCUACGGCAACAUAAGUAAUACAUUACGAUUUUUCGCAAGACUAUUCACACACAAAUGUACUGAUGCAGAGAGGAUGUUUAUCAUUUCGUAUUUUCUCAGUGAUAACACAAUGGCAGUAUUUGAACCUAUCGCGAGGAAUUCAGGCUAUACUGGUGGAAUGUUCUUGAAAAGAAUUCGUGUGAAGAGACCUGGACAAGAAGUGUUCAAAAGUGAACUGUCAGAGUAUAUCCAGGCUGAGGAGCUAUAUGUCGGAGCGAAAGUGAAUGUGAACGGCUACCUGUUCCUUUUGCUCAAUGCUGAUGAGUACACCUUAAAGUACAUGGAAGAUAAUGUGGACAAGUAUCCUCGGAGCAAUAUCAAACUUGCCCUAGAAAAACUGAAAGCAGAGGAAUAUAAAUCGAGAGAGAUCAAGCAGGCAUUUGCGGCUCUUGACUGUAACUGUACAAUGAAGGUGAAGUUCAGUGUUUUCAGAGAUCUACUGAUGACUAUAACGGUUGGCAGACUCACAGACCAGGAAGUUAUAACUAUUGCACGUCAAUACCCAGCACCUGAUGAUAACCGGUGCUCAGAAAAAUUAUUCUUAAUUGCCAAGGCCCAUGAGAAGUUCAAGAAAAAUCAUUUUGAACACUUUGACAGAAUACUUGCUAAUUGUGUUUAUGAAGAUAGAGAGAGAACAAACUCAUUACCCACCAAAGAUAUCAGAAGGCUGUGCAAGACUGGCAGAUUACCUUUGACGGAUGAUUUUCUAGAAGCCUUACUGUCCAAGUUUGAAGACAGUAAAAAACAAAUCAAUUAUAAGACAUUUUUCUGUGCCAUGAACUUCAGAAUCAACCCAAUGCCUGAACUGCAAGCAGAGUCGGUCGAAAGAGAGAUAUGUGAAGAUGAAUGGAUCGGAAUGCCAUCACCCGUUCCUGUGAGAUGCAUCAACUAUUUAGCUCUUAUAAAGGAUAUAUAUGGAUUAGACGAUGAGUAACCCUAUCAGGUUGUUCAAGCCAACAACCUUUGAUUACAUUUUCUAAUUUUUGCCAAGCUAUUGUAGUAGAAACAGAAAAAGAAGCAAGGUUCAUUAUGAGCUGUGUUCUUGAACCACAAUUAAUUUCCUUUGUCAUUUCAGUUUUUCAGAACAUCCUAUUAUAUUACUGAUGUACCAGCUUUAUUAAAAUGACAUUAAAGAAAUAUUGCACAUUUUA
Molecule: messenger RNA, 2584 nt
Organism: Erinaceus europaeus (western European hedgehog)
Lineage: Eukaryota; Metazoa; Chordata; Mammalia; Eulipotyphla; Erinaceidae
Gene: EFHC2
Product: EF-hand domain containing 2
Exons: 15
Coding region: 118-2367 (749 amino acids)
Biological process (GO): regulation of neuron projection development
Cellular component (GO): microtubule
Source: RefSeq, a predicted model, not a curated record